Molecule: messenger RNA, 1148 nt
Organism: Brachypodium distachyon (stiff brome)
Lineage: Eukaryota; Viridiplantae; Streptophyta; Magnoliopsida; Poales; Poaceae
Product: 26 kDa endochitinase 1
Exons: 1
Coding region: 29-1015 (328 amino acids)
Biological process (GO): defense response to fungus; carbohydrate metabolic process; cell wall macromolecule catabolic process
Molecular function (GO): chitinase activity; chitin binding
Source: RefSeq, a predicted model, not a curated record
CGUGCAAUCCCAUCGUUUCUUCCCCACAAUGGUACACUUCCCCUUCGCUGCCAUGAGAGAACUCGCUGUGGUACUGGCCAUGCUGGCCGCCAUGGCCAUGGCCAUGUCGGUGCGCGGCGAGCAGUGUGGGUCGCAGGCAGGUGGGGCCACCUGCCCCAAUUGCCUUUGCUGCAGCCGCUUCGGCUGGUGCGGUUCCACCCCGGACUACUGCCUCACGGGCUGCCAGAGCCAGUGCUCCGGCUGCGGCGGUGGCGGAACCCCGCCGACCCCUUCCGGCGGUGGCGGUGUGGCCUCUGUCGUCUCACGUUCGCUCUUCGAGCGCAUGCUGCUGCACCGCAACGACGGCGCGUGCCAGGCCAAGGGGUUCUACACCUACGACGCCUUUCUGGCCGCCGCAAACUCUUUCCCGGGAUUCGGCACCACGGGUGCCACCGAUGUUAGGAAGCGGGAGGUUGCGGCGUUCCUAGCCCAGACCUCCCACGAGACUACCGGCGGAUGGGCCACGGCGCCGGACGGGCCCUACUCCUGGGGCUACUGCUUUAAGCAGGAGCGUGGGGCCACCUCUGACUAUUGCACCCCGAGCGCGCAGUGGCCAUGCGCCCCCGGGAAGCGGUACUACGGCCGGGGUCCCAUCCAGCUCUCCCAUAACUACAACUAUGGUCCCGCGGGACGGGCCAUCGGGGUGGAUUUGCUGCGUAACCCGGAUCUAGUGGCGACCGACCCGACGGUGUCGUUCAAGACGGCCAUGUGGUUCUGGAUGACGGCCCAGUCACCCAAGCCGUCGGCACAUGCCGUGGCCACAGGGCAGUGGAGGCCCUCAAGGGCGGAUAGAGCGGCGAGAAGGGUACCUGGGUUUGGUGUCAUCACCAACAUCGUCAAUGGUGGGAUCGAGUGCGGGCACGGGCAAGAUAGCCGUGUCGCCGACCGAAUUGGGUUUUACAAGCGCUACUGCGAUCUCCUCGGUGUCGGAUAUGGAGAUAACCUCGACUGCAACAACCAGAGACCCUUUGGUUAAUUAGUUAGUUAGUUAUAUAAUGGUGCAUGUGUGUACGGUCAUACAAUAAAACACACACUGCUACUAUGCAUGCGUUGUAACUCUGAAUGUUUUCUUACAGAAAACAAUAAAACUCCCGAGCUCGUUGAUUGGA